Messenger RNA from Solea senegalensis (Senegalese sole), 3614 nucleotides. It is a transcript of the gene tmem184c, whose product is annotated as transmembrane protein 184C. NCBI's taxonomy places the organism in Eukaryota, Metazoa, Chordata, Actinopteri, Pleuronectiformes, Soleidae. The transcript is spliced from 10 exons. Gene Ontology annotation, biological process: transport. The record is from RefSeq and is a predicted model, not a curated record. Gene Ontology annotation, molecular function: transporter activity. Bases 469 to 1812 code for a protein of 447 amino acids.
GACAACAGGAAGAACAAACCCAACAGCAAAUACUUCUCUGGAAACUUUUAGCCGAACUGCUCGUAACUGUAAAACGAAUCAAUAUUUAUCCAGAGAUUCCAUGACUGAAAUAAUGUGGCGUUUUAUUUAACCGCACCAGCUACGGAGAGACUCAGCGUUGCGGGCAGCAUGGGUCGUCUUGUCGUUUGUUUACAUGGUGAAUCAGCUGACAAGCUAAUGUUAGCUACCUAGCUUAGUGAUGUCGAGUCAUAUGAGCGGCUAAUUGUCCAGAAGCUUUGUCCUCGUGAAUGAAAGUCUACAGUAGUGGGCGGGGAGACAUGCACGCGCAGCCUUAAAUGGCGAAAUGAAUGGUUAACGGUAUUAUUACAACAUUAGCCGUCAUGUUUCCAGCAUUAGCAUAGCCUUCCUUCUGGGCGGGUUGAGUUGUCUUUUUUUUAAAUUCAGGUCACUUUUAAACGCAGCGUAUUCAUGUGUAACAUGCCCUGCUCAUUUGGAAACUGGAGAAGAUGGAUUCGGCCGCUGGUCGUUGUGCUGUACAUUUUGUUGUUGAUAGUGGUUCUGCCUCUGUGCAUAUGGGAGCUGCAGAGGUCAAAGGUUGGCACACACAACAAAGCCUGGUUCAUUGCUGGGAUCUUUGUCUUCAUGACUAUCCCCAUAUCAUUAUGGGGCAUUCUUCAGCAUCUGGUUCAUUACACUCAGCCUGAGCUUCAGAAACCUAUCAUCAGAAUACUAUGGAUGGUUCCAAUCUACAGCUUGGACAGUUGGAUUGCUCUGAAAUACCCCGGUAUAGCAAUUUAUGUGGAUACAUGCAGAGAGUGCUAUGAGGCCUACGUCAUCUACAACUUCAUGAUUUUCCUGCUCAACUAUCUGGAGAAUCAGUACCCCAGCCUGGUGAUGAUGCUGGAGGUUCAGGAGCAGCAGAAACACUUGCCUCCUCUCUGCUGCUGCCCACCAUGGCCAAUGGGAGAGGUUUUACUGUUGAGAUGCAAAUUGGGAGUGUUGCAGUACACAGUCGUAAGACCCGUCACAACAGUGAUUGCCUUGAUCUGUCAGCUGUGUGGAGUAUAUGAUGAAGGAAAUUUCAGUUCUUCAAAUGCGUGGACAUACCUGGUCAUCUUUAACAACAUGUCACAGCUGUUUGCCAUGUACUGCCUGGUGCUGUUCUACAGAGCCCUGAGAGAGGAACUGAAUCCAAUCAAACCAGUGGGCAAAUUCCUUUGUGUGAAAAUGGUGGUGUUUGUGUCUUUCUGGCAAGCCGUGUUCAUUGCCUUACUGGUGAAAGUGGGCGUUAUCUCAGAAAGUCACACAUGGGACUGGAAAACUGUGGAAGCUGUUGCCACAGGUUUGCAGGAUUUCAUUAUAUGCGUGGAGAUGUUUCUGGCAGCUAUCGCCCAUCACUACAGCUUCACCUAUAAGCCUUACAUCCAGGAGGCUGAGGAGGGUUCUUGCUUUGACUCUUUCAUGGCUAUGUGGGACAUCUCUGAUGUCAGAGCAGACAUUUCUGAACAAGUCCGCAAUGUUGGGAGAACAGUAAUGGGUCGUCCAAGGAAGUCUUACUUUGACGCAGCUCAGGACGACGGAGAGCGGUCUGGCUUGCUCUCGUCGGGUUCCCACGAUGCCAUUGCUGACGCGGCAUCCAGCUACCAGGGCCUGGGGAGAACCGCCACGCCACAUUCUCUGUCGGCUCCAGCUGGGCUCAGCUCGGCGCCAUGGGAUGAAGGAUAUGAGGCUAGACCUGAGGAAACCCCGGAGGAAGAGAGGACCAACCAAACCAAAGAACCGACAGAGGCAGAUGAUCUAGUGAUCACCUAGCCCAUCAUCUACAGACUCUACCAGACAUGGUUUGACAGGACCUAGUUACAGCCUUGCUGUUUUCCUUUAUACGUGAUAUACUGAUGCAACAUUUAACAAGAAAAUGUACACGCACCAAAUAUUUGUAGACAUUUGCCAGGAAAGCCCAAACCAGAUGGACCUCUCUGUCAGUGACAUAUUCAAGAAGGCUCAGGCGUGUCUUGACUUGAACGACAAAAUGAUUUGUAGAUAACAGACAUUUUAUUCUGUUAGCAUAUUGUUUUGCACAAUGCUCAGCAAGGUAUUCCUGAAGGUUUUUUUUUUUUAAUCACUUUUAUUGGUCUUAUGGUCUGUUUUAACAUGGGUUCCAGAGCGCACACUUAAUAUUCAGCCCAGUCGUUGUGUUGUUGUGUGUGACAAUGGGAUAGUCUACCUGCAACCUUAAUUCUGAAUACAGCAUGAAGAUGUAUGCGUUUCCAUUCCAGGUACCGUGGACAAAUGAGUCGGCUCAUUCGUAUCACAAUCUCACAUGUGAAGAUAAAAAGAAAUAUGCAACCUUUAAAUUACAAAUAUUAUCUUGUCCAUUAUAUUGUUCUUGAGAGUGAUUUCUGAAACAAGUUAAUAGUCCUGUAUCCUAACGUUUUGUUCUAACCAGUGGGAGAUACAGAUUGUGAAUAAAAAUGAGAACCCUGAGUAAACAUGUGGAUAAACAUAGCGAGUGCAGAUGCCUCUGUAUAGGUGUUCUUGCACUGCUCAGUACACUUCAUGCUUUUUGUAAUGUAUAGAAAACGAUACACAGGCACACACAGGUUUGAUGAGUAUGGAACAGUGUUGGGCAACACACGACUGCCCACAAAGUUGCUCAGACACAAUAUGAGGAUUUUAGAUUCCGUUUAUAUAGUCUGUAUGUAUCCGCUCAGGACUGGAUAACACAAUUUGGGAUGAUUUACUCCACAGUUAAGAUGCUUAAACCUUCCUAUCGGACCAUCACUAUGCAGUAUAAAAAUGAAUGCAGUGUAUUUCCUGUGGGUUGACACUGAAAAUGCAUGAACACUCGGCUCAAUUUGAAACUGUACUAUCAGCACAUUCUAGUAAACACUGCUCUACUGCAUGUAGGUCACUCUGUAGUGUUUAGUAUAAACAUACUACCCUCUAUUAGAUGUCUUGUUCUAGGUGCCACGGAAAGCCAUUUAUUUUGCCUAAAUAGUUCCUGAGAUUGUGUCUUUAUAAUUUACAUAGAUACUAUGUAUGUACAGGGAUAUUGACACGUUCAAUACACAGUGUGUUUCAGGGGAGUGACGUGUUCAUAAAUAUACAUAUGUAUGAUAUCAACAGGAUUCUCUGCAUCAUGUCCAGCUAAAAUAUUUAAUUUGCCUUUCAUUAUUUGUUUUUGUUUUUGAAAUAAAACUGCCAGGAUUUAUGUCAGAUAUAAUUGUUGUACAGUUCAAUUUAAAUACAGUACCGUGCAAAAGUCUCAGGGCACCACCAGCUUUGUUGUUUGUAAGUCUGAAAUCAUUGGCAUUUGGAAGUUGGUGUUUAUCAGUUCAACUCACACAUGUGUAUGUGAUGCUUGAAUAAACCUGGUGUAUAGCAGAGUUCUCUCUACAUGAAAUAGUCGAACAAACGUAGGUUUUAUCAAUAACACUAAUUAGGGUUCCGCUCCAGUUUUAACAGAGCCGGGGUGUGCUAUUCUCUAGAUGUGUACCAAUACAGUGAUACAGACAUAAUUACACUGUAUGGUCAUGAAAGCAUUGCUAAUACAACCAAGACAUUUGCACAGUACUGUACAUCUCAAACAAUCUCUACAAUAAAUCUGAUUAACA